This is a messenger RNA of Peronospora matthiolae, 1512 nucleotides long. The record is from the annotation of a GenBank genome assembly. Lineage: Eukaryota; Oomycota; Peronosporomycetes; Peronosporales; Peronosporaceae.
AUGGAGCAGUUGCAAAUGGUACAAUCAAUUAAAUCGUCUCGAACAUUUGCAGCGAUUGCGGCGCAUGCGUCGGAUGCAUUGCAGGCGCUGAUACAGACGACACAUAUCAACAUCGAACCUGCAGUGAAUUUUGUGUCUUGUGGCUCACCUCUUCAUGAGCAUUUCGUGCCAAAAGCGUCACUUGAGAAACAUCUGAGAAAAUGCCAUGGACAACGGCGACCUCGUCUGGUUCACAAUGCCGAGUUCUAUUAUGGCAGACGCAACGAAAAAGAUGCCGAGAAAUGUCAAGACGAGAACUGUGGAACUACUGAGGAAGCUGUUGGUGAUAGUUUCGCGAAUAUAAAGACAAAAGAUAGUCAAGGUGGACAUGAUAAAGAGACGAUGCUGCCGAGUCUAUUGGAGCCUGAAGAUGUCCAGAAUGGGGAGCUCAAUUCUCGACAAGAUAGCAGCAAUGAAGGAGGCGGAAUAACGAGUGCACUUCAGAAAAUGGAGGUCCUUACUGGAACAUUUUACAGCCACGUACAGGCGUGGCGACGUAUACCACGUGCUUUUGCUACGAUGAAAGAUGACGAGCGCAAGCUCGUGACGUCAUCGUCUUUGUCCCGAUGGAUGAAGAAUGAAAUAAGUCGUCCUGGAGUGCUACCGAGCGGCGAGGGGAUCGACUGUGAGCUGGUUGACUAUGUGGUUGGAUUGUUGGACCACCCCGAUUUCUGCCAGCCUGAUCGUUUGGUAUCGGAGCUUCAUGAGUUCCUCGGUAGCACCGUGACCGAAUUUGUGUUAGCGCUUUGGAAAUUCAUGGUCAUCGAAAUUGGACUACAAAGUGUCUUUAAUGUAGGAAAGAGCAAGAAAGAUGUGGCAGUUCGAGUGAGCUCAUCAGACGGUAACCAUGAUUUCUCAACGGCAAGUGUUGUACUUACGAACUCCCAAGCGCAGUCGAGUAAUGCGAACGAUGAGCAUGUGCAAAAGCGUCACCGUGCUUCGUACAGGGGGAAAGUGGGCACAAAGACAGGAUCCGCAGCAUACCGGGAAAUGAUCCAGAAGCACAUGGUCGGGCUUAGUCGGGAAUCGGACCGCGAACUCGCGCUUGGUGGUGGGUUUAGCAAUGAAGCAGAUGAAGGCAAGGAUCCUAGGGCGGUGCGUCAAUCUGGUCGCAAUCCUGUGGAAUGCUGGUACAACUUCACCGAUGCGCUUGCGGUCCGCAACCGAAGUCGAAAGCGACAGCUAGAUCAGUUUUCAACCAGAAGACGUCGUUCCGGGUCUCGUUCCAAUGAACGGCCGAACACGCGCAGAAGAUCGUGUGCGAAAGAUAGCAAUGUACACCGCAAAAGAUCUGCAAGUCCCGACAGAAGUGGAGAGAGGUCUCGAAAGCGCUUUCGGGAUCGAAGUAGAGACCGAAGCCGUAGUCAUCGUCACCGGGGCCAUGAUAUCGAACAUGGCAGUCGAAAAAGGGAUCAGGGUCGGGCUGAGUAUUAUCAUGGUCGUCGCCGAGAUCGCCGCACAUCAGAUGAGUAA